GCCUCGACCAGAAAACAUUCCUUCACAGCCAAACAACAUUCAUCCUAACCCACAACAAAAUAUUCCUUUUGUCUGAGGACACCCACCUACCAUUCAUUUCGACAGAUCAAACAUUAUUACAAUGCCCGAAAGACGACAAGCAACGUCAAGCACCAGCAGCACCUCCCGCCCCACAACGGGAGUCCGUCGCAACCUUUUCCACCAACAUCUCAGCCGCCGACCUACAACCAGCUCUACGUCCACCUCUACAGAAACACUACGUCUAGACAUUGAGCCGGAAUCCGAUUCCUCUGAAAUAGUAAUUAGGGAUAAGAAUGGGGAGUUCGAGAUAGGGGAUUUGCCAAUGACUUCGUUCGACGAUGAGCAUGAAGAAGGAGUUGAUACGCAGGAGGAGGAGAGUGAGCAUACACGUUCUGACAUGGAUGGAUGGGAGGCUGAUACUGGGAUAGAGGAGCGCCAAAGAUUGGCGGAUGCGGUGAAGCAUCAUCAGAGAGAUAGGAAUAGAGCUCCUAGUGAGCCUGCUGAACUUCUCGAUGCUGUAAAGGCCAGUCUGCGAGCGAAGAUGGCACUAUUGGCAGAGGACAAUUGGAUGUACGAAGCCGAGGAUGAUCAUUCGAUGCGUUAGAAUGAGAUGGGAAGAGUUUUGGAUUUCCUUUGCAUUCACGGCGUUCACGAUACCCU
Messenger RNA from Mollisia scopiformis, 681 nucleotides. RefSeq lists its product as uncharacterized. The record is from RefSeq and is a predicted model, not a curated record. Lineage: Eukaryota; Fungi; Ascomycota; Leotiomycetes; Helotiales; Mollisiaceae. Bases 122 to 625 code for a protein of 167 amino acids. The transcript has 2 exons.